AUGGCGCCACUCUCCUUCUUCUUCUUCUUUUCCUUCUCCUUACUGGCCCAUCUAUCCAGUGGAGCUGACAGAAUCACCGCCAACCGGUCUCUCUCCGGCGACCAAACCAUCAACUCCGCCGGAGACGUCUUCGUGCUCGGAUUCUUCCGACCGACGGUCAACUCCACCAACUACUACAUCGGAAUCUGGUACAACUACAAGCUGGUCUCCCAACAAACCAUAGUCUGGGUAGCAAACAGAGCAACCCCUGUUUCCGACAGGUUCUCGUCGGAGCUCCGAAUCUCCGGAGGGAACUUGGUCCUCUUCAACGAAUCCAAGGUUCCCAUUUGGUCAACGGGGCUGAACUCCUCCGCCGCUCCCGUCGACGCCGUUCUCCUCGACCAGGGAAACCUCGUUUUACUCCCGGCCGGGUCGGGUUCAAGUUCAGCCAAACCCCUGUGGCAGAGCUUCGACAAUCCGGCGGACACGUGGCUUCCGGGAGGCAAAAUUGGGCUCAACAAGGUCACGAGGCAGACCACGCUUCUGACUUCCUGGAGGAACAACGAGGAUCCAUCGCCCGGCCCGUUUUCCUUAGAACUCGACCCUAAUGGAACCAGUCAGUACUUCAUCCUCUGGAAUUUGACCAAGAAUUACUGGACCAGCGGGGCGUGGGACGGCCGGAUUUUCAGCUUGGUACCGGAGAUGAGGCUCAAUUUCAUCUACAAUUUCUCGUAUAUUGAUAACGUGAACGAGAGCUACUUCACUUACUCGAUGUACAAUCAAUCCCUAAUUUCCCGAUUCGUGAUGGACGUCGGCGGCCAGAUUCAGCAGCUCUCGUGGCUUGACUCGACAAAGCAAUGGAAUCUGUUCUGGUCGCAGCCCAGAACUCAGUGCGAAGUCUACGGCUACUGCGGCGCGUUCGGGAGCUGUACGGCACAGGGUCAGCCGUUCUGCCGUUGUUUGAACGGCUUCGUCCCCAAAUCGGAGGCGGAUUAUAAAUCCGGGGUUUUUUACGGAGGGUGCGCCAGGAGGGCGAGCCUGCAGUGCGAGAACGGCAGCAAUUCAACCGAUUCGAACCGGAAUCGAGAUGGGUUCUGGCCGAAUUACAACGUGGGGCAGCCGGAUAACCCGCAGACGGUGGUGGGAUCGGUGGCGAGUUCGCAAGAUUGUGAAGCGGCUUGUUUGGGCAACUGUUCUUGCUCUGCUUAUUCCUAUGACGGUAAUCAGUGCUCUGUUUGGUACGGGGAUCUCUUAAAUCUGCAAUCGGACGCUACCGCGAGUGGGAAAACCAUCUUCGUCAGGCUUGCAAGAUCCGAGUUUUCGAGCUCCAAGAAUAAAAACGGAAUCGUGAUUGGUGCUGUUGUGGGCUCGAUUGUGUUUCUGGGAUUUGUUGGUUUGGUUGUGUUCAUAGUGCUUAGGAGGAGGAGAAGGAGAAUGGUGAAGCCAGGGAAAGCGAUGGAAGGCUCGCUAAUGGCUUUUACCUACAGAGAUUUACAGAGCGCGACCAAGAAUUUCUCGGAGAAGCUCGGAGGAGGAGGGUUUGGUUCAGUUUUCAAAGGGGUGUUACCCGAUUCGACCGCCAUAGCCGUGAAGAAGCUGGAAUCAAUUAACCAAGGUGAGAAGCAAUUCAGAACUGAAGUCAGCACCAUUGGGACAAUCCAGCACGUUAACCUCGUCCGCCUUCGCGGGUUCUGUUCAGAAGGCGCUGAUAAAAAGCUCUUGGUCUACGAUUUCAUGCCGAAUUCUUCUCUCGAUCACCACCUCUUCUUCUCAGAAGGCUCUAAAGCUCUUGACUGGGAAACAAGGUACAACAUAGCUCUGGGAACAGCAAGAGGGCUGUUUUAUCUUCAUGAGAAAUGCAGGGAUUGUAUAAUCCAUUGUGACAUCAAGCCAGAAAACAUCCUUCUGGAUUCCGCAUUCUGCCCCAAAGUUGCAGACUUUGGGCUGGCCAAGCUGGUGGGUCGGGAUUUCAGCAGGGUCCUGACGACCAUGAGAGGCACUAGAGGGUAUCUCGCGCCGGAGUGGAUCUCGGGAGUGGCUGUAACUGCUAAAGCUGAUGUUUACAGUUACGGAAUGAUGCUGUUCGAGUUUAUUUCUGGGAGGAGAAACACUGAGCAACUGGGAGAUGGGAAGUUGAGAUUCUUCCCCAGCUGGGCUGCGAGGGUUAUUGAUUCUGGUGGCGAUGUUCUGACAUUGGUGGAUCCCAGGUUGGAGGGGAAUGCUGAAUUGGAAGAGGUUCGGAGAGUGUGCAAUCUUGCCUUCUGGUGUAUUCAAGAUGAAGAACACCAGAGGCCUUCUAUGGGUCAGGUGGUUCAGGUUCUAGAGGGGAUGUUGACCGUUGACCUGCCGCCUUUCCCUAGAUCUCUCAGGGUGUUUGAGGAUAACCCAGAGAAUGUUGUUUUCUUCAGGGAUGAAUUGUCAACCACCACACAGAGCUCGCAGACACAGAGCAAUGCUUCUGCUGCUUCAUCUCGUACGAAGAGUAGCACUUCGUCCACAGGAUUCUCGGAUCAAAUCAAAUGGACAGGUCGACCUAAAUCUGCCUCCAAUUUUCAUCCAUUCUUCAGCGCUUCCUGGAAACGAAGAACUCAUAAUCUGGCUGAACAUUGUCCACCUUGA
This is a messenger RNA of Linum tenue, 2598 nucleotides long. Lineage: Eukaryota; Viridiplantae; Streptophyta; Magnoliopsida; Malpighiales; Linaceae. The record is from the annotation of a GenBank genome assembly.